GGAUAAGUCGUCCAGGUAUACUUUGAGAUCACACGCCGGCCAGUAGGUAACUUGGGACCCAUGAGCGGACUUGGGCAGCGUGUGCGCAACACGUACGCGUCGGGCGCACCGGCCAAUUAUGUGCCUGGUCUGGGUCGUGGUGCUGUGGGCUUCACGACGCGCUCGGACAUCGGGCCGGCGCGCGCGCCCAUGACGCAGGACGGGACGCAGGACGCUCCGUUUCUGCCUCCCGCUGGACGCGGACGCGGCGUGGAGAUCCCAGGAAGACCCGGUCCAGGACCAAGCGCUGGUCGCGGCUCCGGUACCGCCGGUAUGGGCGGAUUUGGACGAGAAAAAGACGAAAACGAGGACUUUGGCGAUUAUAGCGAGACCAACUACGACGAAUUCAGUGGCUACUCGUCGCGUGGCCUGUUCCAGGACACACCGUACGAUGCGGAUGACAAGGAAGCGGACGAUAUUUACGAGCAAGUGGAUGAGCGGAUGGACUCGCGACGUAAGAGACGCAGGGAACUUAAGCAGCUCGAGGAGCUCAAGAAGUCGCGUAAGGAGAUGCCCAAGAUCAGCGACCAGUUCGCAGACCUCAAGAGCUCAUUGCAGCAAAUGUCAGACGCUGAGUGGGAAAUGAUCCCGGACAUUGGAGACUAUUCUCUGAAGUACAAGACCAACACAGCGCUGCAGAAGCGGAACGAGAUGUUCGCACCCGUACCCGACAGUGUCUUAGGAACCAAUGCAGGCCACUCCUCGUCCGUGAGUGGGACUAUUACACCCGCAGGCAACGGGAUAGAGACGCCCAGUGGCAUGACAAGCUCUGUGACGGGCUUGGCAGGAGCUAGAGGCGCCCAGUUGUCCCAUAAGCUGGACAAGAUGUCGGACUCCAUUUCGGGUCAGACCGUCGUGGACCCCAAGGGAUAUUUAACAGACUUAAACAGUCUAAAACUCACCAGUGACGCCGAGAUUGGAGAUAUCAAGAAGGCGAGACUGCUGUUGAGGUCUGUAACCAUGACGAACCCCAAGCAUGGACCGGGAUGGAUCGCAGCUGCGAGAUUAGAGGAAGUCGCGGGCAAAAUUGUGCAGGCCAGGAAGAUUAUUGCGCAGGGUUGCGAGUCUUGUCCUACGCAGGAGGAUGUGUGGCUCGAAGCUGCGCGAUUGCAGAAUCCGGAGAACGCCAAGACGAUUCUGGCCAAGGCUGUACGACACGUGCCCAAGUCGGUCAAGGUGUGGCUCCAAGCGGCGCAGCUUGAGAGUGAUGACGAGCUGAAGAAGCUGGUGAUGCGACGUGCUCUUGAGUUUAUUCCGAACUCUGUGAAGCUGUGGAAGGCACUGAUCGAACUGGAAGAUGUCGACGGCGCACGGAUCCUGCUUGGCCGCGCUGUCGAGUGCGUUCCACAAGCUGUGGAUCUGUGGUUGGCGUUGGCUCGUCUGGAGACGUAUGAGAACGCUAAGAAGACGUUGAAUAAGGCACGCGCUGCGAUCCCUACAGAGCCGUCUAUCUGGAUCACAGCUGCCAAGCUGGAAGAAGCGCAAGGAAAGAACCUGGACAUGAUUGAUCGUAUCAUUCAAUUGGCGCUCAAGUCGUUGCAGAAGCACCAGGUUGUUAUGAACCGAGAGAUGUGGUUGAAGGAAGCGGAAGCGUGCGAGCAAGCCGAUGCGCCAUUGACGUGUGCGGCAAUUGUUCGUGCAAGCUUGGAUGUGGGGGUGGACCCUGAAGACAGGAAACGCACGUGGAUGGAUGAUGCUGAGAACAGCAUCAACCGCGGCGCUCUGCUGACUGCGAAGGCUAUCUACGCUGCUGCGUUGAAGGUGUUCCCUGGCAAGAAAUCGAUUUGGCUACGUGCUGUCGCCCUGGAGAAGAGAGUGCAGGAGGGCAAGAGCCCCGAACCUGUCGAGCAGCUACUACAGAAAGCUGUUACGUGUUGCCCUCAAGCAGAGAUUCUGUGGCUCAUGGCUGCUAAGGAGGUCUGGACGAACGGCUCAGUGGAGAAUGCACGCUUGAUUCUGCGCCAAGCAUUCAGUGCUAAUCCCAAUAGUGAGGCGAUUUGGCUGGCAGCCGUCAAGCUGGAGUGGGAGAAUGACGAGAUCGACUUGGCUCGGGCAUUGCUGGCCAAGGCGCGUGCUCAAGCCCCAUCGCCCCAUGUGUGGAUGAAGUCUGUACUGCUUGAAAGGGAAUGUGCCGAGAACCGCAAAGACGAAGAAGAUCUCGUACUGGAAGGUAUCAAGUUGUACCCAGACUUCCCCAAGCUGUAUAUGAUGGCUGGGCAAUUUUAUGAAGCGCUGGAUCCGCCCAACUACGAGAAGGCGAAAAAGAUGUAUCGCGAAGGAGUCCAACACUGUCCAAAGUCGAUUCCCUUGUGGACUCUUUCCAGCCGCUUAGAGGAGAAGAUGAACGGUGUGACAAAGGCCCGGUCGGUGUUGGAAAUGGCUCGUCUUAAAAACCCCAAGAACGAUGUGUUGUGGCUGGAAGCUGCUCGUCUGGAGGCUCGAUGGGAUAACCCCAAGGGACAGGAAAUGCUGAUGGCCAAGGCUUUGCAGGAGUGUCCUGAAUCGGGUAUUCUAUUGGCUGAGGCCAUCGAUAUAGCCCCUCGAGCGCAACAAAAGCGUGCAUCGUUCACUGCGCUCAAGAAGAAGGAUAACGACCCGUCAGUGUGUUUGUCUGUUGCGAAGCUGUUCUGGCAAGAGCGCAAAUACUCGAAGGCGCGCAAGUGGUUGGAACGAACUAUUCAGUUGGACUCAGAUUUCGGAGAUGCGUGGGCUCAUUACUAUCUGUUCGAGUUAAAACACGGCUCGAAGGAGGCAGCGGAGAAGAUCAUAAAGCGUGCUGUAACCGCGGACCCUCAUCACGGCGAGAAAUGGACACGUGUAUCCAAACAAACGCAGAACCGUCGCAAGAAGGCUGAAGAACUGGUGAAGCUGGUCAGCCUUACCUUACCAUUUGCCGAACAGCCUUAGCUCAACCUCGGGUAAGAGAGAAAAGCUCCAUGGCCCUACUAAACAAUUCACUGUUACAACGUACUUGUAGUUUGGCGAACUUAGGCCUCUCUCUUGACGAAAGCUGCGACCUUCCGAGCUAAGCGCUCCAUUCUGUGGCUCUCCCAGUACUCCUCCUCUUCGGCAAUCGCCUCCUCUGCUCGGAUCUGUGAAAUGAACUCGGCCAGCUCCACACGCUGGUCUUCGGCUGCGAUGCGGCCAAGACGACCACGGUAGGCUCGCUGCAACGUGAUUGCAGCCGCAUGAUCCAGAGCGCGUUGAGCGUCGAUCUCUCGUCGACGCAGCAUCCACUUUUUCCCUGCGAUUUUGCCCAAGUGGCCACGAUACACGCGCUGGAUGUUGAUGGCUGCUGACCUCUCUCUCUUGACCUUGCGGUUUUCAUCCACCAAGCGCUUCCUGUAGGCCGCCAACUUUUGUUCGUGGAAUUUCUGCUUGCGAGCUUGGCCGAUUCGAGCCUUCUCGUCGUAGAACGCUGCCUUACGAGUUCGCAGCUCCACGUUCCUCUUCUCUUUGUCCAUACGAAGACGUUCGGCACUUUUCGGCGGCUCGGCACUACGCUUUGCUGCCGAGACGGACCAGACAGUCUUCUGUUUCUUGAGCAAGGAUAAGCCUCGGAAGUACAUGAGUGUCAUGCAAAAGAGUCCGAACUUGAGCGCAUUCUCGGUCUCGGUGAGUGGCUUGUCCAGUUCAGAGUCCUUCUGUACGGCCUUCUUGGUACGAUUGACUUGAAAUGCUUCGACCUCAAUUGAUUUCCACUUGUCUGACGGUAAUCCCUGUGCAUUCUGCUGCUGCUCGUCAAUAAUAUCCUGGCGGACUUGAAGGAUGUAGCGAUCCUGCUCAAAGCGACGAAGAUCCUGCAUCGUUAAUGGCCCUUCACGCCUCAAGCUGGGGACGUAUCCGAGCACUUGUCGCUCGGACUUGCGUUCACCGAGCAUCCGGCUUGCUAGCAUUGAUUCAAGCACGUACGUCAGUGGUACUAAAGAAAGUUACUUUAAAUCACAAUGCCUGUAAGACCACUUUUUGACUGAUUUUGUACGG
Phytophthora nicotianae INRA-310 is the source of this 4023-nucleotide messenger RNA. RefSeq lists its product as hypothetical. The record is from RefSeq and is a predicted model, not a curated record. Gene Ontology annotation, biological process: mRNA splicing, via spliceosome; spliceosomal tri-snRNP complex assembly. Lineage: Eukaryota; Oomycota; Peronosporomycetes; Peronosporales; Peronosporaceae. The coding region runs from base 61 to 2946 and encodes 961 amino acids. Gene Ontology annotation, cellular component: U4/U6 x U5 tri-snRNP complex; catalytic step 2 spliceosome. The transcript has a single exon. Gene Ontology annotation, molecular function: protein binding.